Molecule: messenger RNA, 2390 nt
Organism: Mirounga angustirostris (Northern elephant seal)
Lineage: Eukaryota; Metazoa; Chordata; Mammalia; Carnivora; Phocidae
Gene: PPP2R2D
Product: protein phosphatase 2 regulatory subunit Bdelta
Exons: 10
Coding region: 629-2152 (507 amino acids)
Cellular component (GO): cytosol; protein phosphatase type 2A complex
Molecular function (GO): protein phosphatase regulator activity; protein binding
Source: RefSeq, a predicted model, not a curated record
CUAGAACUCUGACGGGCAGCGCAGGACGCGGAGCGGGCCACUCGGGCGGCUGUCCCAGGAAUUCAGCCUGAGAUGAUGGUCACGUCGGACGUAGGGCGGUGAAGUAGAGGAAAUGAAAUUUUCACACUUGCAUGUUUAGUUUUGAAAAGCUUAGAAGUUUGGGGAAGUACAAGACUAAUACAGCAAACUCGUGUGUACUCAGCACACACCCGAAUCUGCUGCUAGAGCUGUCUCUCCCCAUCCCCUCGGUCGGACCCCAGGGCCUGACACCGUAUCACUCCUUGCUCACUCUUCACCUCCUUGUCUCUCUCAGCCCCUGUCCUCAUAGUCCUGGCAGAGCCCCACACCUGGUCUCCCCAUCUGCCUGCCGAGCAACCCCAGAAGCUCCACUGAAGGGCUCGUUUAAAGUUACUCCGUUCACAGAGAUGUCGGUCUCCGGGAGCUCUGUGUCCCCAGCACGCAGGGCACUGCCCGGCCUACAGUAGUCACUCAGUGUGCUUGCCGAAUUUUAAAAAUAAGCUGCUGCCAUUGAUGCCGUGACACAACCCUGCAUUUCUCUGGCGCAGUUCCCGCCUGUUCCGAGAACACGUCUUCACUGGCCCCCCCACAUCACCUGUGCUCUGCGCAGAUGAAUCUUCUCUCCUGCCCCUGGAAAGAAGAGCUGCCGUCUGAGCUAACGAUUGCCUGGUGGCUCCAUAUGCUUGGUUCUCUGUGUGGUGCGUGUGAAGAGAUGCUGCGGCAGCUGUGCACAUACCUUGCCCUGCGGGUCCCAGACACAGCGGGCACCGUCUGUCCAGCCCUCCUGUCCCCCGACGACGUCCCCCCAGCCGGGACUGCUGCUCCCGGAGCCAUUGGCUCCUAUCCUGUCUUCACCAGCGUUGGCAUGUCAGCUGACAUCAUCUCAACUGUUGAAUUUAAUUACUCUGGAGAUCUUCUUGCAACGGGAGACAAGGGCGGCAGAGUUGUUAUUUUUCAGCGGGAACAAGAGAACAAAAGUCGCCCUCACUCUAGGGGAGAAUAUAAUGUUUACAGUACCUUUCAAAGUCAUGAACCAGAGUUUGACUAUUUGAAAAGUCUAGAAAUUGAGGAAAAAAUUAAUAAAAUUAGGUGGUUACCACAACAGAAUGCUGCUCAUUUUCUACUCUCUACAAAUGAUAAAACUAUUAAAUUAUGGAAAAUAAGCGAACGGGACAAAAGAGCGGAAGGAUAUAACUUGAAAGAGGAAGACGGACGGCUUCGAGACCCAUUUCGAAUCACAGCACUGCGGGUUCCAAUAUUGAAGCCCAUGGAUCUUAUGGUAGAAGCAAGUCCACGACGAAUUUUUGCAAAUGCUCACACAUAUCAUAUAAAUUCCAUUUCAGUAAAUAGUGAUCAUGAAACAUAUCUUUCUGCAGAUGACCUGAGAAUUAAUCUAUGGCAUUUAGAAAUCACAGAUAGAAGUUUUAACAUCGUGGACAUCAAGCCUGUGAACAUGGAGGAGCUGACGGAGGUGAUCACCGCGGCCGAGUUCCACCCGCACCAGUGCAACGUGUUUGUGUACAGCAGCAGCAAAGGGACCGUCCGACUGUGUGACAUGCGCUCUUCAGCCCUGUGUGACAGACACUCCAAGUUUUUUGAAGAACCUGAAGAUCCCAGCAGUAGGUCCUUCUUCUCAGAAAUAAUCUCCUCCAUCUCCGACGUAAAAUUCAGUCACAGUGGUCGGUACAUGAUGACCCGAGACUACCUGUCGGUGAAGGUGUGGGACCUCAACAUGGAGAGCCGGCCCGUGGAGACCCACCAGGUCCACGAGUACCUGCGGAGCAAGCUUUGUUCUCUGUAUGAAAAUGACUGCAUCUUCGACAAGUUCGAGUGCUGCUGGAGCGGUUCGGACAGUGCGAUCAUGACGGGGUCCUACAACAACUUCUUCAGGAUGUUUGAUCGGAAUACACGGAGGGAUGUCACGCUGGAAGCUUCCCGGGAGAACAGCAAGCCUCGAGCCAGCUUAAAGCCUCGGAAGGUGUGUACAGGCGGUAAGAGAAAGAAGGACGAGAUUAGUGUGGACAGUCUGGACUUCAAUAAGAAGAUCCUGCACACGGCCUGGCACCCGGCGGAGAACAUUAUCGCCGUGGCUGCCACCAACAACCUGUACAUCUUCCAGGACAAAGUCAACUAAGGAAGCCAGCACGGGGACUGAGCCCGGCUGUCUUCUCCAAGGAGGGGCGCAUCCUCCUCCCUGUGAGGAGCAGCAAGGCGCUGACCGCUCCCCCUCACAGACUGGAGGGGCCGGCCUUCCGCCUGCGGCGAGGCGGGCCGGGUCGCUGCUCCGCGGAACACCCACUCACCCACUCAGCGCAGCAUUGGUGGACAGUGCUCAAUAAUGGCCAUUACUCAGAAUAAAUGUAUUUAUUUCA